This is a messenger RNA of Manihot esculenta (cassava), 1187 nucleotides long. Its product is annotated as peroxidase N1. The record is from RefSeq and is a predicted model, not a curated record. Gene Ontology annotation, molecular function: heme binding; peroxidase activity. The transcript is spliced from 3 exons. Gene Ontology annotation, cellular component: plasmodesma; plant-type cell wall. The coding region runs from base 63 to 1028 and encodes 321 amino acids. Gene Ontology annotation, biological process: response to oxidative stress; hydrogen peroxide catabolic process. NCBI's taxonomy places the organism in Eukaryota, Viridiplantae, Streptophyta, Magnoliopsida, Malpighiales, Euphorbiaceae.
UUUCCACCAAUAAGAUCACCCAAACCAUACAAUAAGCUCUCGUCUCUCUAGCUACUAUAACAAUGGGCAUGCAAUUAUUAGCAUUUCUUCUCUUGACCUGCAUGGUGGCCACCAUGGUUCAAGGGCAAGGAACUCGAGUUGGCUUUUAUUCGAGCUCAUGUCCUCGGGUUGAAUCCAUAGUUAGGACAACAGUUGAAACCCAUUUCAGGUCUAAUCCCACAAUUGCACCUGGUUUGCUGAGGAUGCACUUCCAUGAUUGCUUCGUGCAUGGCUGUGAUGCUUCCAUUCUCAUUGACGGAGCUAACUCAGAGAAAACUGCAGGACCUAACCUUCCUCUCAGAGGAUUUGAAGUCAUUGACGACGCUAAGUCUAAACUCGAAGCUGCUUGCCCUGGAGUUGUCUCUUGUGCUGAUAUUUUAGCACUUGCCGCCCGCGACUCUGUGGUUUUGACAAGAGGACCGACUUGGCCAGUACCCACAGGACGUAGAGAUGGGAGGGUUUCUUUAGCAUCCGAUACUGCAAAUUUGCCUGGCUUCACAGACUCCAUUGAUGUUCAAAAGCAAAAGUUUGCAGCUUUGGGUCUUAACACUCAAGAUCUCGUUACCCUUGUUGGAGGACACACGAUAGGAGCCACAGCCUGCCAAUUCUUCAGAUACAGGCUGUAUAAUUUCAGUGGAAAUGGUGCAGAUCCUUCCAUCGACCCAGCAUUUGUUCCACAACUACAGGCACUUUGUCCACAAAAUGGUGACGCCUCCAAAAGAAUUGCACUUGACACUGGCAGUUCCAACACUUUCGACUCAACUUUCUUCUCCAAUUUGAGGAAUGGCAGAGGAAUUCUUGAAUCUGAUCAGAAGUUGUGGACUGAUGCCACAACCAGAACCUUCGUUCAACGUUUCUUAGGCAUCAGAGGCUUGCUUGGCUUGACCUUUAAUGUGGAGUUCGCUAGAUCCAUGGUUAAAAUGAGCAAUAUCGGUGUUAAAACUGGUUCAAAUGGCGAAAUUCGUAAAAUCUGUACUGCCAUAAAUUGAAGAAGUCAAAAGUUGAGGUUCUUCAGAAAAUAAGAGAAGUGAAUCUCACGUAAUUAUUAGUAAUGUGUAUGUGUGACGAGAAUAUAGAUAGAAAACAUAUAUCCUAUGUUAUAAUUUUUUUAUUAAUGUCAGAGCGCAAGCUGUUUUUCUUAUGAGUAA